ACGAGGUACCCGCAUGGUCUAUGGGCGGCCGCUGCGCUGCCCUUUUCCUUUCCAAAGUACGUUCUAGGAUCUGCCUGAAGGAAACCAUCAUGAGUUUCAAGGUAAGCCGCGAGACUUUGUUCGAGUGUGUGAAGUUGGUCCUCGAUGGAUCGAAGGACAAGAAGAGAAACUUUGUUGAAACGGUGGAAUUGCAAAUUGGUCUGAAGAAUUAUGAUCCACAAAAAGACAAGCGUUUCAGCGGUACUGUCAAGCUGAAAAAUAUCCCCAAACGAAGCUUGAAAGUUUGCGUUCUGGGAGAUGAAUCGCAUUGCGAUGAAGCAAGAGCGAACAAUAUUGCUUGCAUGGAUGUUGAGUCUCUGAAAAAACUCAACAAGGACAAGAAGCUGGUAAAAAAGCUUGCAAAGAGACAUGAUGCUUUCCUGGCCUCAGACACCAUCAUUAAACAGAUUCCACGUCUCCUUGGACCUGGAUUGAACAAAGCUGGAAAAUUCCCCACUAUGAUCACCCAUAAUGAAAACAUGAUGGCCAAAAUUGAUGACAUCAAGUCCACUAUUAAGUUUCAGAUGAAAAAGGUUCUGUGUCUCAAUGUUGCAGUAGGACAUGUUGAGAUGUCAGAAGAAGAACUGGCACAAAAUGUGUUCCUUGCCAUCAACUUUCUUGUCUCUCUUUUGAAAAAGAACUGGCAAAAUGUCAGGUCUUUGCACAUGAAGAGCACUAUGGGCAAAGUUCAGAGAUUGUACUAGACAAUUUUAUCAAUGAGAAUUGUUUGAAAAGAACAAA
This is a messenger RNA of Rhopilema esculentum, 780 nucleotides long. RefSeq names its product large ribosomal subunit protein uL1. The record is from RefSeq and is a predicted model, not a curated record. Gene Ontology annotation, cellular component: large ribosomal subunit. NCBI's taxonomy places the organism in Eukaryota, Metazoa, Cnidaria, Scyphozoa, Rhizostomeae, Rhizostomatidae. Gene Ontology annotation, biological process: translation. Gene Ontology annotation, molecular function: structural constituent of ribosome; RNA binding.